GAUCGCUGAUUAGAAACAUGAAAAAGGCCGGAAAGGAGUUAGCUUUUCGCCUUGUGUCUGCUUUCGAUCUGGUUACUCACCACUUUGGUUUUUAAGAAGAAAUUCAUCAUGAAUAAUGGACGGAUAGAAUAUAGAUUCCUAUGGUUCAUAGAAAAUUACAGUUAUUGUUGGUACAAAAGUGGAAGAAAAUUGAUCAGUCUAGAGUUUACUGCCGAUGGCUUGGAAGGUACUGUUUGGACAUUACAUUUGUUUCCAAGAGGACUUAGUAAUAACUAUAAAGGCUAUAUUUCCCUUUUUCUUCGUAGAAAAUAUACUAUUGAUGACAGUCCAAAAGACUUCCCGCUUAAAUUCGAGCUAUCACUUCUCGCGACAGAUGGAUCAUCUUUGUGCUCUAUCUACCGUGAAUACUCAUUCCAAAUGGGGAUUGGAUUUGGAACGGGAAGGCUUCAAGAUGUAAAUGAAGUGCUUGUGCGCAGAAAAGUUGAUUAUUUACCUCAAGAUACUUUGAAUGUGCAGUGUAAAAUAUGGAAGGAAGAAGGGACUACUCAACAAGUUAUUGAAAUUGCUGCAAGAACUCGCAUUGGAACUGAAGAAAUUUCUUUUUUUCAUGUAAUUGAAAAUUUCAGCAAAAUGACACCAAAUGAGAAGACUAUUCGCAUUAAACCUCCUUUUAAAAAGAACUGUGAAUUUUCCAGUAGCCUGCAUUUUAUGGAUGAGGGAAAAAUCAUGUUGGAAAUCACAUCAUCCGAUACGGUAAAAAUCCCCACCAAAUGUAAACUUUAUUUGUUGGGGGCAUCUGAGAAAAAAUUUGAAUGUGGAGAGACAGACAAUCGAUUCGAUGCUGUAAGAAAUGACAUCCAAAAUCUGUUUCUGUCUCUUACAAGGCAAGAGAUUCUGGACGAGAAAACUAAAUAUUUGCCUGAAGAUAAGUUGUUUUUGUCCUGCGAGUUUGUUUUUUCUACAGGUGUGGAAUACGAGAAAAUUGAAAAACUUCAACACAAGAAACCCUUUGUGUGCUUAGAGCAGAUAAGUAACACAGUUCAAAAAGAGGACAUAUUUAAUGCUGCACAAAAAUUGUCUGCUUGUCCUAGUGCGUUGGAUGACCUAAAAUCAAUUUAUGAUAGUAAAUUGUUCGCUGAUGUGAAUGUCAAGACAAAAACAAAAUCAUUCCAUGUCCACAAGCUUCUGCUCUGUGCUAGAUCCCCGGUCUUUAAAACCAUGUUGACCACAGACAUGAAAGAAAAAAAUUGUAAUUCUAUUCAAAUCGAAGAAUUGGAAGAUGACAUAGUACAACAAUUUCUACACUUCAUGUACACAGAUAACCUCGAAGACCUUCAAUGGGAAUCUGCUAUUAAACUAUAUUACGCUGGUGAUAAAUAUGAAAUCGAAAAAUUAAAAAUCAUCUGCUCAGCUUUUUUGGUGGACAAUGUAACCACAUCAUCUGCUAGUGAACUUCUAGUUCUAGCAGACAAACAUAAUGACACAGAUCUUAAGAAGUUUGUGGAGGAUUUCAUCUUCAAACAUGAGAAAGAGGUAUUUGGUUCAGAAGAAUGGGAAAAACUAACAGAAAAUAAUGCUGAGUUAGUCUGUAAGACAAUGCUUCUGAAGUACAGAAGAAAAAUGUAGGUGACCCAUCUACUCGGACCUCCUCAACUUCAAGAAAAUCUAAUAUUUGAUAAUGGAAUGGGAAUGCGGAACGCUGUUUGUGUUGACCUGUGACAAAACGGUGAAAAAAAUCUGGAAAAAACAUUAUAUUGUACAUGUUUAUAAAGAGGCGAAAUGUAUUCGUUUCACAGCGUAAAUUGGUCCACCCUCCAGCUGUAACUUAUUGAACUCGUCUGAUAUCACACGGUUGUUAGGACUCACUCACAAACUCGUCAGAGUCAAGUGAUAAUUAUUACCAAGUUUUUUCAUUAUAUUUCAACUUUUUGUUUAUGUUUGAUUCAUAUUUUGUUUCUUUUUUCAGCCCAUCUACUCGGACCUCCUCAACUUCAAGAAAAUCUAAUAUUUGAUAAUGGAAUGGGAAUGCGGAACGCUGUUUGUGUUGACCUGUGACAAAACGGUGAAAAAAAUCUGGAAAAAACAUUAUAUUUAAAAGUUUUUUUCAUGAACAUUUAAUAGUAUGUGAGAAUUCUCAUAUUGUUAUUUAUAUAAAAAUUUUAAUUAUUUUUUUUACAAAUUCAAAUAAUAUUACUUAAUUUUCUUAUAGCUAAAAUGUCAUGAUUUAGGUAUAACGAUCCAUUCUGUUUAUUUUUACAUUAUCAUUUCAAAUUUUUCAUUAUUUGCAGAAUUAGAAACGAAUAUUUGCUUAGUUGGUGAUUCAUAUUAAUUUUAGCAAUGCUAAAUCUGCAACGAGUAACAAUGCAUAUUUGCAUUGCCUUCUUCUUUUGUAUAUUUAAUUUACCUAACAAAUAUUUUAAAGUACAAUGUACCUAUUAAAUUACUAUCUUGUUAUCAGAAUUUAUAAUAAACAAUUUAUAAUUACAA
Molecule: messenger RNA, 2487 nt
Organism: Argiope bruennichi
Lineage: Eukaryota; Metazoa; Arthropoda; Arachnida; Araneae; Araneidae
Product: speckle-type POZ protein-like
Exons: 2
Coding region: 109-1626 (505 amino acids)
Biological process (GO): proteasome-mediated ubiquitin-dependent protein catabolic process; regulation of proteolysis
Cellular component (GO): cytoplasm
Molecular function (GO): ubiquitin protein ligase binding
Source: RefSeq, a predicted model, not a curated record